CAAUAAGCAGGAAACAAACUGUUUCUAUUAAUAUGACAGUGCAUGGGAGUUAUUGGCCGAAAGCUGUUCAUGAGAAGAGUCUAAAUUCUGUGAAAAGUAAGUACGAAGAAGAAGUAAGAAGAGCCUUUCAAAAAAGGGCAGAUGUUUUGUGCUGUGGGGUGAGUUGAUGCAACUGUUCUCAAACUUCACAAUUAUGGAUGGAGUUGUCUCACCCUCAGAAUCAGCAAUGUCUGGAUUCCACUACACGUGUGAGCUGUUGAUUGUCCAUUCUUGCGAAGCUCAGGAAUGGGCUACAUAUCUGCAGAAGAUCUUGAAGUCGUCACACAAGUUUCCCAAAAGCUCUAUCGUAUUGUAUGCAGUUGACAGUGCUGACCAGCUACAUGGAUGCGAACUGAACAUUUUCUAUAAUAGUAAAUGCAUCGUGUUGCUGCUGACAACAGCAAUCCUGGACAUUCUAAAUGACCCUGAAGUCCUGGGAACUUUUCAGAGACUCCUUCAUCCUCCACACAGAGUGGUGGCGCUGUUGUGUGGGAUGUCGGACGAUGACGUACCCACUGAAUGGUUUGAAAACUGGCCGAGCUGGAGAAAACUGUAUGCUGAAGACGAACCUGCUCUUUACAUCUUCACCAUUCUAGAGUCCAUCGCUGACUGUAAUACAGAAGAGGCUGAACAUGAGGCGGAAGCUACAGCAAAAACAGAAGCAAAAACAGAGUGCGAAAUCCCUGUGGUUAUGAACCCCAAAGCUGAGGGUUCAGUGACAGAACCAGAGUGUGUCCAGGACGACAAUGACGAUGUGAGAACAGACAUCCACCCAAACCAGGAAAUGAGCCCCACACAACCCACCUGCCUCACUGUUCAACCAAACAGAGUUUUAUGCGGGGACCACGCAACUAUUUUUAUAAUCUUUUCUAAUAAACUGGACAACCAGUUGAAAAUGGAGGUGGUGUUUGCCUCUGAAGAUUCAACUGCAAAACGGGUUCUAGGGAUUUUGGAGAAUGAAUACACUAUCAGUAUUAAUGCGCCUGAUAUGCCAGCAGGAGAGGUGUCACUCACUCUGUAUAGCAACGACUCACCAGUCUGUUUGAGGCCUGUAACAUACUACACAGCCAUCGGAGAAAUCAGCCGUUAUCUUCAACAUGCAGCUGCUCCCCUGAACUUUAUGUGUCAGGCAUUCAAUUUAACAUCCAAUACCACAGAGUCACUUGACAAUUUGCUGACAGACUCAUUACAAUGCAGGAUCCCUGCAAGUGGACUUCAUGUGUUUGGAAUCAGACAGCUAGAGGAAGACAAUAUGGCUGCAUAUCAGCGAAAGGAGGAGCUUCCCACUCUGCUUCAUUUUGCAGCAAAGUACGGGCUGAAGAAGCUGACAACAGUCCUGCUACAGUGUCCAGGUGCCUUACAGGCCUACAGUGUGAUGAAUAAGAAUGGAGAUUACCCAAAUACACUGGCAGAGAGGAGUGGCUUCUCUGAACUGAGACAGUUCAUAGAUUACUUUGUGGAGACAGCUGGCACGGCGGACGAAGAUGAGGAGGUGUACGAGUCCAACUCUUCUCAAGACAUCGUGAACGACUCCCUAAACCCUGGGUGUCAAGAAGACAUCUACGAGACCAUGUCCAACUCUUCUCAAGACAUCGUGAACGACUCCCUAAACCCUGGGUGUCAAGAAGACAUCUACGAGACCAUGUCCAACUCUUCUCAAGACAUCGUGAACGACUCCCUAAACCCUGGGUGUCAAGAAGACAUCUAUGAGACCAUGACCGAGUUAAACCAUGACUCCGGGGAAGACCUAUAUGAGGAAAUGGAGAAGGCAUUAGGAGAGUCUCAUAACCCGGAGGAAGUCAUACUUGGGGAGGAUACAACUGAUGAAGAGGUGGGAGACCAGGUGGAAGAACCAGAGGGGUUUGAGGACGAAGAACUUUACAACAUGUGUGUUUCUGAUCAAAUCUAUGACACGUUGGACGAGAGUGCAAGCUAUCUCCCGGAAAUUGUCAACCGUCCACCAGCCCCCAUUCCGAGACCUGUAACAUUCUCAGAGCCUGAGGAGUCCAAGACGUACAUUUCAAGAGUGUUUUCAGCAAAAGAAGAAUCAAGUCCACAGACGGACCUCAGAGAAACAGAGUCGUUCACUGUGAGGCCUGUGAGAGAUGGAGCCUCCACAUCCUCUUCCCACGACCCCUAUGCUGAGGUGAAGACCCAAGGCCAGAGGCAGCUCAUAACCUUGCAGGAGAAGGUGAAGGUGGGGGUCCUGAGUGUGGAUGAUGCUGUCAAGGAAUUCAAGGCCUGGCAGUUUGAUGAGGAUAGGAGAUCUCAGUCUCUGCGUAAUCAACAGGAGAAUUUGAAGAGAUUACGAGGCAGCAUUACCAGACGCCACAAAGAGAGGGAGAAGAUUGGGAAGGAGAUCGGUCUGGAGAUAACCGCCCCACUACAGAGGAACCUUCCCUGGGGCGCCAACAUGGCUGUGGAGUGUUCUGUGUACGAGCCCACCCCACGGGUCAUUGCCCAACCCCCUCCUGUGACCCGGUCAAGCCAGAGAGACACCUGGAAGACUGGCAGUACCUCCAGCACAUCCAGUAAUGGCAGUAACAGACUCAGCACACAUAGUACGAUUAGCUACAGCAGCGGAACUGAGCCUGACUUUGAGGACACAGCAGACUUCCUCCCUCUACCCCCACUACCUCUACCCCCACUACCUCUACCCCCACUACCUCUACCCCCACUACCUCUACCCCCACGGCCCGCUGAGGCCGCACCUCUACCUCCUCCCCCCAGAAUCCCACCACGACUCCCAGACAGGGCUGUUGAGAGUUUGCUGGAGGAGCGUUACGUGUCAUACCCCUCUCGAGCUCCCCCUCAGAGACCACCUCAGAGGAACAACUCUCCCCCUCUCAUACCCCGGAGAACACGAUGACACACAGUUCUGCUGUUCUAGCGUUUCAAAUGACUGCCCUCUAAAAUAUCUGUCAGGAACAAAUCAGGCAGUGUUACUUACAGUAUUCAUACCCCUUGACUUGUUCCACAUGUUGUUCCAGCCUGAAUUCAUUUUUUUUAACCAUCUACAUACAAUACCCCAUAAUGACAAAGUGAAAACAUGUUUUUCGAAAUGUUUGAAAAU
This is a messenger RNA of Oncorhynchus gorbuscha (pink salmon), 3112 nucleotides long. RefSeq names its product phosphoinositide 3-kinase adapter protein 1-like. The transcript has 16 exons. The record is from RefSeq and is a predicted model, not a curated record. Gene Ontology annotation, molecular function: signaling receptor binding; phosphatidylinositol 3-kinase regulatory subunit binding. The coding region runs from base 167 to 2908 and encodes 913 amino acids. NCBI's taxonomy places the organism in Eukaryota, Metazoa, Chordata, Actinopteri, Salmoniformes, Salmonidae. Gene Ontology annotation, cellular component: cytosol.